Amaranthus tricolor (Joseph's coat) is the source of this 5762-nucleotide messenger RNA. RefSeq lists its product as uncharacterized. Bases 228 to 5534 code for a protein of 1768 amino acids. The record is from RefSeq and is a predicted model, not a curated record. The transcript is spliced from 18 exons. Gene Ontology annotation, biological process: transcription initiation at RNA polymerase III promoter; 5S class rRNA transcription by RNA polymerase III. Gene Ontology annotation, cellular component: transcription factor TFIIIC complex. Gene Ontology annotation, molecular function: DNA binding. Lineage: Eukaryota; Viridiplantae; Streptophyta; Magnoliopsida; Caryophyllales; Amaranthaceae.
AAGAAAUCCAAAUAUUCAGCAAUCGAACCCUUGACCUUGCUCAUCAGACAUCAGUCGUCAGUUCAUCUAUAUCUUCUAGCUUCUGCAACAGCAAAUUCCAGAAACCCUAAACCCCCUAACCGUUAACUAUAAUUCCCUCCAAUUUCUUUUUCUUUCUCAAACAUUCAAAUUCCUCUUUAAUUUAAUCAUCUUCAAUCUCUGAUGAUCCUGAAAACCAACUAAAAUCAAUGGACAAAAUCGUCCACGAAGCACUUGAGGAGAUCUGCUCACAAGGUGUUAAUGGAAUUGCACUUUCUCUCCUAUGGCCUCGCCUCCACUAUUCUCUUUCCUCUUCUGAGCUCGACCUCUGUCCCGCCGUUAAACGGGCUAUCUGGUCGGGUCUCAUUUCUAUUCCUGGUCUCCUGCUGAAGCUCCAAAAUGGGUCUGAAUUUGAACCGAAAUCAAAGUCGUUUGAAGAAGUUGAGAGUUUAGGUUUGAAGAUUUUUGCUAAUGAGCAGCUUCGACGGUGCUUUGUUGGGCUCUAUGAUGUCAAGGCUUCCAAUAUUACCCCUCCUCAACAGCGAGUUCUUGAACGUCUUGCUCUUGCUAGAGAGAAUGGAGUGACACAAAAUCAACUUUGCAAAGAACUUGGAAUUGCUGCUAACAACUUCUUUUAUGUGGUCAAGAGGCUUGAGUCUUGGGGUUUAAUUGUUCGGCAGUCAACUAUAGUGAGAACAAAAGAAUCUUCCAGUGAUAAAGAGCCAAAAAAUAGCCAACCAGUGCAUACUAACUUGAUCCGUCUACACCGUUAUGCAUUACCCUUGUCUUCUCAGCAAAGACUUGAGAUUACAAAAGAGAAUAAGAAUUCUGAAGAAAUUCUUAGAGAAAAUCAGAGGGUUAGUAAAGGAGACCUUCUUGAAGACUGUAGUCAAGAUGGCGUACUUGUCAAGGAUUUCUUGCCUGCAAUCAAAGCUGUUUGUGAUAGACUUGAGCAAGCUGAAGGCAAGGUUCUAGUAGUCUCUGAUAUUAAACGAGAACUUGGUUAUCGAGAAACGCGAGGACACAGAGCUUGGAGAAAUAUUUGCAACAGGUUGAAGCAAGCUGGUCUUGUUGAAGUAUUUGAUGCAAAAGUAGACAGCAAAGUGGAAACCCCUACAAAAUCAAAAAAGAGCAAAUCUAGGGGGCAAAACAAGCCUGUUAGUUGUUUACGACUGCUGAAGCAAUUUUCUCCAAAACUUUUCCAACAAAAGAUUCCACAAUGCGAUUAUGAGGAUCUUGUCCCAGAGCAAACUAUCCCAUCUAGAAAAAGUGUUCAAAACACUGAUCAGCUUGUAGAGCUUCCUCUAGAACAACAAAUUUAUGACAUGAUUGAUAUGGAAGGAUCUAAGGGGCUGCUUGGAGUUGACGUGUGCAGAAGGCUUGGCAUCAGCACUAAAAUGUUCGACAAUUUGAUCAAUACAAUGGGCUCACGGUUUGGUUUGCAUCAACUUUCAGAAAACCGCAAAAGAGGGUCAGCAUAUCGAUUUUGGUCGCAAGGAAAUUUUUGCCCUGAAUUACCUAAUUCUCCAUUUAACAGAUUACCAGAUGAUCCUGAUGGCCAUCAAAACCUUGUAGCCUCAGUUUUGGAGCCACCUCAAUGUGUGAACUCCCAAAUAGCCGAUGCUGACUUGGUUUCCUUAUACUCCCAAAAAUGGCUAAUUGGUGAAAAUAUGGAAAACAAAGAUGCGGAGGUAAUCCUUAAGCAUGACUCUCAACAAGGAAGUGGAUCAAGCCAAACUUGUGGAGGUUCACCAGCUUUAGCGAAUGAUAUGAAUACUAUUGUGCCUAUAUCAGGUAGUGAAAUUGAAUCAACUGAGGCUUCUGCUAUGCCAUUACCCAAGUCGUUUAACCUUCAACAACGUCAGAGAUAUCCGUCGGUAACUAGUGCCCAAAGAGAGAAACGGAUACUAGAAAGACUUGAGACUGACAGAAUUGUCAUAAAACCUGAACUCCAGAGAUGGCUCGAGAGUUUUGAGAAGGACAAGAAGACAAAAAUGGACAGAAAGACCUUGAUGCAUUGUCUCAACAAACUCGAGCAGGAAGGGAAGUGUAAACUCAUGGUCUUUAGUAUACCAGGUGUUUCAAAUUUUGGCAAUCACCGUGAAAUACUUGUAGUUCUUCAUCCAUCUGUCAAAAGUUCAGCUAACGAAUUGUCAGACCAAGUGCAUGAUAAAGUGAGAUCCUUUGAAAUAGAAGUUCGUGGCAACGUAUCUCCUUCAAAGAAGAUUUAUUCUGUUCCCGAUCUAAAUGGCAUUGGAAGGAUUCCUCCGAAAGCAAACUUAGAAACUCAAAGUGUUAAAUCAGAAAAUAUGCGUGCUAAUGGAUUUGUCGUAGCAAAAAUGGUUCGGACAAAGCUCCUUCAUUGUUUUUUAUGGGAUUAUGUGAAUAACUCUGCUACAGGUACUGAGGUAUCAUCCUUGAACGAAAAUUCACACAGCUCAUGUCAAUUGUUUUGUUUCGAUGCUGCUAUCAAGGCUAUGCCUUUUGAAUUAUUUUUGCAAGUGGUGGGUUCUCCUCUUAAAUGGACUGAUAUGAUUGUGAAAUGCAAGAAUGGGUUUAUGCUGACUGAUUUUCCCGACGAGGAAUAUAGAAAUUUGAUGGAUACUCGAGCAACUGGGAGACUGUCGUGGCUUAUUGAUAUUUUACGCCGUCUCAAGCUGAUCCGGCUGGUAGCUGAUGAAAGACCCACAGAUGCAGCCAAGAUCUUACAUGCCAAGCUUAUAUAUGCUUUAGAGCUUAAACCAUACAUUGAAGAACCAACAUCAAUGGACUUUCUGCCUCAAGGCUAUGGCUCUUUUGAUGAAAGAAUGCAUUUCAGGCAUGACUUUGUGUUGUCCACCAGCGAAGCUGUAGAGAAAUAUUGGCAGACUUUGGAGUAUUGUUACGCUGCUGCUGACCCAAAAGCUGUUGUGCGUGCAUUCCCUGGGUCUGUGGUUUUUGAGGUUUGUCUUUAUAAAUCCUGGACUACAGUUAGGAUUAUGAAGGCAGAGCAACGUGCUGAGCUCCUCCAGCGCAUUAAGGAUCAGCAAAGCAAAAAGCUCAGCUUCCAGGAGUGUAGAGAAAUUGCCAAGGAUCUUAAUCUUUCAUUAGAACAGGUGCUUCGUGUAUACUAUGAUUAUCGGCAGCAGCGUCUUAAUAGGAUCCAAGGAGAUUUGAAUAUUCAGAGUGAACCACAACGCAAGCGAAAGAUUUCUCCGGAAGAGAGGUCACGGAAGCAUCCAAAAGUCAAUCCACUUAGCGAUUCCCACCAGGUUAAAGACAUUGAGAAGAAGGAUACACGUAACCAAAAGUUCUUCUGGACAGAAGAAGCAGACAGGCAAUUACUUGUUCAGUAUGCAAGACAAAGAGCAAUGCAAGGUGCUCGGCGUGGCACAGACUGGGGCUCAAUUAGUGACCUUCCAGCUCCUCGAAGAACCUGUCGCAGAAGAGUAUCAUUUCUGAAGAAAGACAUAAUGUUUAACAAAUCUUUGAUGAGGCUUUGUAACUUGCUUACUCAACGAUAUGCUCAGAAGCUGGAUAUUGAAAGUAACUUGAUUGUUGGGAAUGAUUGUUGUCAAGAAACUAAUUUCCAAGGUCAGCGCUGGGAUGAUUUUGAUGAUAGUAAAAUUAAGUUAGCUCUUCACGAGGUUCUUGCACUCAAGCAGAUGAUGAAAUCGGAGUCUGGUAAGAGAAGUGAAUUGGCUGCGCAGGGCACCCACAAUCCCAUCACAAGUAGUCCUUGUGACAUUGACAAUGACUCUGAAAGUAAGCAGACAGGCUCCAGUCGCAGAUCUAAGCGCCAUCGCCUUCCUCAGAAGUUUGUCAUGCAUUUGAAAGAGAGGGUUAGCAUUGCCAAGCGAAUAAAUCAGUCACUAGCUGUUUCUUGUGCUGUUGAGCUGUUUAAGUUGGUUUUCUUGACCAACUCAAAAGCUGUAGAAAUGCCAAAUUUACUGGCAGAAACAUUAUGUUGCUACUCAGAGCAUGAUCUUUUCUCAGCUUUUGACUAUCUUAGACAGAAGAAAAUCUUGGUUGGAAAUGGUCCAAGUCAGCCAUUUGUCCUGUCUCAAAGUUUCUUGAGAAAUCUUUCUUUGACUCCAUUUCCAGCAAACACAAGGAAGCGAGCUAAUAAGUUGGCGAGCUGGCUAUGUGAAAGAGGGAAGGAGCUGAUGGAAGGGACGGUUGAUCUACCUUCAGAUCUGCAGUGUGGAGAUAUUUUCCAUUUGUGUGCUUUAGUUUAUUCUGGAGAGUUGUCUAUCUUCCCAGUUUUACCUCCAGAAGGUGUUGGAGAAGCUGAAGACUCAAGGUGUAUGAAACGUAGAUAUGAUGACCAUGAAAUCGAGGACAAUGGUGUGAGCAAAAAACAUAAAUGCCACUCUAUACAAGAAUGUGAGAUCUUUUCCCGACGGGAGAAAGGCUUCCCUGGUAUAAAAGUUUCUCUAAGUCGAGCUGCAAUUUUGAGGUCCAGCAUAGUUGAGUUUUUCGAAGGUGAAGAUCAUGUAAACCUUUUCAAUGAAAAGGAGCAAUUUUAUGCAACUUUGGGUCAGAAAGUUAGCCGCACCUUAUCCUCUAUUGAUAGCGUUGAAGAAAAACUCCUGGAUUUUAGUAGUAUUGCGCCAGCUACUGUUAUUUUUGGUGAUUCCAUAUGGGAAGUUAUGACAAACUACACUAUCCAAGAUCUGGAGAAACAUGAUAACCAGAAACAUGUUCAAUUACACCCAGAGCUUAUAAAAACUGUAUACACGAAUGUUAAGCAAGCUGGUGACCAGGGUUUGAACAUGAUGAAGAUUUCUGAGUGCUUAGGAAUGGAAAGUUCUAUUUUAGCGGAACAUGUUGUUGGUGUGCUUCAAUUAUUUGGCCUUGUAUUGAGGGUCAAUGGUUACAAUUCUGUCCGAGUUGUGAAUGGUCAAUAUCGCACCAAGUACUUUUUGACCUCAAAGGCAACAUGUUCCCUUGAUGUUGCUUCAUCCUCAGCCCCUCAGAGGGAGGAAACGUGUACACAUAAUGAAAGUGCACGUUCUGAAAGUGAAGUGUAUCGCAUAGAUGAAGGUGAAGCGCAAAGUCAAAAUUCAUCUAGAGAGGUUUUACCGCUCUCAAAUGCUAAUCAGGUUCAUAAAAAGCAUGAAGCAUGGAGCACAAUUAAAUGGACAUCCGCUGAAGGGAGGAAGGAGAAUCAAAACUCAGAUAACUCGGCCUCUAAUUUUCAGCCAAUAGUACCUUGGAUCAAUGGGGAUGGAACUAUUAAUGGGAUUGUCCACAGAGGGCUUACACGUCGUAUAUUUGGUAUUGUGAUUCAAAACCCUGGCAUACUAGAGGAGAAUAUUGUCAGUCAAAUGGGAGCACUGAACCCACAGAGUUGUCGAAUGUUGUUGGAUUCAAUGGUUUUGGAUAAACACCUCAUUGUGCGGAAGAUGACUCAAAGCACUUGGUCAACCAUCCCUGGAUUGCUGGAAAGUCUCUCUGACAGUCUAUUUAGGAAGCCCAAAUAUGUUUGUCGACAACAUUACUUUGCGAAUCCCAUGAUGACCUCUUUACUAUGAUGCUUAUGAGCUUUUCCUGUGCUGUUUUGUGUCUUUGCUUUGGGUGGUCGAACCAUAGACAAGCAAUGCGUACAAUAAAUGUCCGUGUUGAUAUAUUGUUGUAUUGAUGCAACUUCAUAUAAUUACAUCACUCAAGUAAAAAAAUUGCAGCUGACCUUAACUUGAAGUGUCCAUGUUUUUGUAAUUAAAAACCGAAAGCUACCUAAUGGAUCAUUCAGAUUAGAUGAA